This is a messenger RNA of Cydia splendana, 668 nucleotides long. RefSeq names its product general odorant-binding protein 69a-like. The transcript has 5 exons. Gene Ontology annotation, biological process: sensory perception of smell. Gene Ontology annotation, molecular function: odorant binding. The record is from RefSeq and is a predicted model, not a curated record. Bases 96 to 563 code for a protein of 155 amino acids. NCBI's taxonomy places the organism in Eukaryota, Metazoa, Arthropoda, Insecta, Lepidoptera, Tortricidae.
ACGACCGGUGGAGUCGCGUCACAAUUCGCUCAUCUCUCUCAGAGUAGAGUGCCAAAUUUGGGAAAGGAACAUUUGUUACCUAUUUUGUAUAAAAGAUGGCCUUCUAUUAUUCCGUGCUGGUUGUGGCGAUUGUGGCUGCUUCUGUAAACAAUUGCUCAGCGAUAACAGAAGAACAGAAGGAAACGCUAAGAGAGAAGCUGAAAGCCAAUGCCUUAGCAUGCAGCUCGGAGCUCGGCUUCACCGAUGAACAACUGAAGCAGUGGAAGGAGGAGAAGAAGACCCCCGACGACAGCAACAAGUGCUUCGUCGCGUGCAUGUUCAAGAAGAGUGGCCUGAUUGAUGACCAGGGCCUGUACUCGGAGAGCACCGCUCUUGAGAAGAUUAAGCCUUACCUCUCGGAAGCCAGAAAGGACGAGGUGAACGCAUCAAUCAAGGCUUGCAGUUCUGUGAAUGAACAAUCCGUGGGCGACGGCAGCGCUGGCUGUGAUCGCGCUAUCCUGCUCUACAAGUGCUUCCAACAGCAGAAGGAAUUGCUUGGCAUCUCACUGGACUUCGUGAUCUAAACAAUUUAUAAUAAACGUGGAUAUUAAAUACAUUUUCCUAUAUUUCUAAUGCUGUGACUAAAUAUUUUAAAUAAAUUUAAACUAAGUAUAUUACGAUAUGAUGAA